This is a messenger RNA of Hypomesus transpacificus, 3279 nucleotides long. It is a transcript of the gene evi5l, whose product is annotated as ecotropic viral integration site 5 like. The transcript has 20 exons. Lineage: Eukaryota; Metazoa; Chordata; Actinopteri; Osmeriformes; Osmeridae. The record is from RefSeq and is a predicted model, not a curated record. Bases 553 to 3108 code for a protein of 851 amino acids.
UGAAAUGCUGAAGCACGCCAUUCUGAAUAUAAUUCAUAUAUGAAUUAUCAUGUUGCUUAAAAUCUUGUUAAGGCUGACUUUCUAUUUCCAGCGAUUUUGCUGUUGUGACUGUUGAAGACAGGCUGGGAAGCACACAGCCUGGUAGGCGUCGCCAUUCUUCUUGAGGAAGCUCACCAACGGCCAGCGGCGCGACUUAGCUUUUUACCAAUUAAAGCAGACACAAGAGCGAUGGCAUAUUGCGUUAAAGGCAGAUCUGUGUGAGGUCGUCACUGUAAAGGGUUCUAUUUUGCGACCGUUUCGUGGUCGAACUGCACUGCAGCCUUGGAAUGACACAGGAAUAAAAGCCGCGUUAUGGGAACGGAAUUCAGGUGAAGAACCCUGAUUCUAUUGGAUCCACGGCCCAGCCCGCCAGCCAACCCGGCCACAGCCCAGAGGGGGAGACGAGGUGAGGACAUUCCACCCCCAGCCUCCCCCCCCCCCCCCCCCCCCCCCCCCACCCGACAGGCCCACAGUGCAUCGUUGCACCGCCGACCCCCCACCACAGCCACCGCCAUGUCCACCCCUAGCGGCAGCCCUGAGAGGGAGGGGGGCACGGGGGGGCCUCAGCUGGACGGCCUGGACCCCGACCCCCCCUCCAUGGGCAGCCCGAUACUCAGCCCGGACUCAUCUUCCCAUGAUGCAACUCUGUCGGCGCCGGCCGCCUCCCCGGCCGACUCAGAGAGCCUAAGCCCUGACGAGCUGGAGCUGCUGGCCAAGCUUGAGGAGCAGAACAGGCUUCUGGAAGCCGACUCCAAGUCCAUGCGCUCCAUGAGCGGCUCGCGACGCAACAGCGGCUCCUCGCUGGUGUCCAGCUCCUCGGCCUCGUCCAACCUGUCCCACCUUGAGGAGGACACCUGGAUCCUGUGGGGGCGCAUCGUCAACGAGUGGGAAGAGUGGAGGCGCAAGAAGGACAAGCUGCUGAAGGAGCUGAUCAGGAAGGGCAUCCCCCAUCAUUUUCGCGCCAUCGUGUGGCAGUUGCUGGGCAACGCCACAGACAUGCCCGUGAAGAACCAGUACUCGGAGCUGCUGAAGAUGUCAUCACCCUGCGAGAAGCUGAUUCGCCGGGACAUCGCCCGCACCUACCCCGAGCACGAGUUCUUCAAAGGCCAGGACAGCCUGGGCCAGGAGGUGCUCUUCAAUGUCAUGAAGGCAUAUUCUCUGGUGGACCGGGAGGUAGGCUACUGCCAAGGCAGUGCCUUUAUCGUGGGACUGCUCCUCAUGCAGAUGCCAGAGGAAGAGGCGUUUUGCGUUUUCGUGCGUCUGAUGCAGGAGUAUCGCCUCCGGGAGCUGUUCAAGCCCAGCAUGGCUGAGCUGGGUCUCUGCAUCUACCAGUUUGAGUACCUGCUCCAGGAGCAACUGCCAGAGCUGAACGUCCACUUCCGCUCUCAGAGCUACCACACCUCCAUGUACGCCUCCUCCUGGUUCCUCACCCUCUUCCUCACCUUCCUCCCCCUGCCCGUCGCCACGCGCAUCUUCGACAUCUUCAUGUAUGAGGGUCUGGAGAUCAUCUUCCGCGUGGGCAUGGCCAUCCUACAGUACAACCAGACAGACCUCAUCCAGCUGGACAUGGAGGGGAUGUCCCAGCACUUCCAGAAGGUGAUUCCUCAUCAGUUCGACAGCUGCACAGACAAGCUCAUCCUGAGGGCCUACCAGGUCAAGUACAACCCCAAGAGGAUGAAGAAGCUUGAGAAAGAGUACACCACAAUCAAGAACAAAGAGAUGGAGGAGCAGAUAGAGAUCAAGAGGUUACGCACAGAAAACAGACUACUGAAGCAGAGGAUUGAGACACUGGAGAAGGAGAGCGCUGCUUUGGCAGACAGACUGAUCCAGGGUCAGGUGACACGGGCCCAGGAGGCGGAGGAGAACUACGUGAUCAAGCGGGAGCUGGCCGUGGUGCGUCAGCAGUACAGCACGGCCAGCGAGAGCCUGGGGAGAGCCCAGGACACCAUCCAGGAGCUGCAGCAACACAAGUACACGGAGCAGUUUGUGAACGAUCUGCAGACACAGCUGGAGCAGUCUCGGUUGCAGGAGGCGGAGCUACUGGGCGCCCUGAAGGAGAUGCAGGACAAGGUGCUGGACCUGGAAAAGAGGAGCAGCUGCCUGCCCGACGAGAACAACGUGGCCCAGCUGCAGGAGGAGGUGAAGCAGCUGAAGCUGCGGGAGCUGGCCACGCUGACCUCCUUCAGGGAGACGCAGGACGCAGUGACCGACCUCAACCAGCGCUGGCAGCACCACAUGUCGCGGGGCGGCGGAGGCGGCGGCGGCCAUUGGAAGGAGUCCCCCAAGAAGAACGCCAUGAACGAGCUGCAGGACAAGCUGCUGACGGUGCGCCUGCGAGAGGCUCAGGCCCAGGCCGACCUGCGCGAGGUCAAACUCAAAGCCCUGCAGCUGGAGAGCCAGAACCAGAUCAACAGUAAGCUGAUUGGCCGCCACGAGCAAGAGGGUGUGGCCCAGCAGGAACGGAUACAAGUGCUAGCCAAUCAGAACAAGGGGCUGCAGACCCAGCUGAACGAGAUGAAGCGGAAGCAGUCCGAGUUUGACUGCAAGAGCAAAGAGGAGGUGAUGGAGGCGCGCUUGCGAGACGCAGAAAGCAUGGCGGCCAUGGCUGAGCUAAGACAGAAGGUCGCUGAGCUGGAGAUACAGAAAGAAGAAGGGUUGAUCCAGGGGCAGUUAAACCACUCCGACUCCAGACAAUACAUCACCCAACUCCGGGACCACAUCGCUGAGCUCAAGAACGAGGUCAGGCAGCUCCGCGGUCAGCCCUCUAAGUUCCCCCCCAGCUCCCGCGUCAGCAGCAGCGGCAACUACCAGGAUCUCUGCCUGGCCAGCCCCGCAUCGGCCGAGGGAGACUACCUGAGCUCCGACGACGACCUGCUGCCUAGCCCGCUGCCCGCCAACGCCCUCUACCCGACCCUGCCCGGGCCCUGCCACCCAUCUGCCCGCCUGGACAGCGAGGGGAGCACAGACAGCGAGCCGGAGGAGCGGACGGCGUCCCACCCAGACGCCCACCACAACCCCCCACAGCUGUACGGAGGUAUGGUGUGCGCAGCUGAGACUCUGGACAACUAGGCUGCAGUAGCCCCCUGACGGACAACAGUGGCCCCUGCCCCCCCUGGGAGGAUUACUGAUGCGACCUGACGACCUGAUCCGCGCUCCCCGCGCUGUCAACCCACGGAAGCGCUCCCCCCCUCCUCUCCCUUCCUCCGCUCCCCCCCUCCGCUCCAGGGACACUUCGGCCUC